AUGACAACACCACCAGUGCAAGAACUGACAACACCACAACUGGAUGAAAUGAUCACACCCCAAAUUGUGACUACUCGACUUAAUGAAAUGACUCGACAACAAAGGGAAGUGAUUAUGAGAGAAAUGGCAACACUUCGAAUGGAUGAAAUUCGGAUUCUGGAAAACUGGUUUAGAGCGCGGCAAUUUGCUGUAGCAUUCUUUAGUCUACUUCUGCUCGUGGCUUCCAUGUUCUACGAGGGUGCAAGGAUUAAAAUCUCGAUUUAUCUCUGGAUCUGUUUUGCACUUGUUUAUGUGUGGCUUAUAAGAAAUCGGAUACUUUCCGUAUACGUUUCCUAUCAGCAUAGGGUACCAUUAUCGUCCAGCUUAUUAUCGGCUGCCUUCUGCUUUCUGACAUGUAUUGUCGCUUUCUAUUCCUCCUGCCAACAGAGUGUAUCUAUUAUCGGAAUGCUCCAAUUAUGCGUGUUAGCAAUUCUGGGCAGUAUGAUGGAAACGUUACUGCAAUAUAAUUUACGUGUGCAUGGAGUGACGGCUUGA
Meyerozyma guilliermondii ATCC 6260 is the source of this 534-nucleotide messenger RNA. RefSeq lists its product as uncharacterized. The coding region runs from base 1 to 534 and encodes 177 amino acids. The transcript has a single exon. The record is from RefSeq and is a predicted model, not a curated record. Lineage: Eukaryota; Fungi; Ascomycota; Pichiomycetes; Serinales; Debaryomycetaceae.